AUGACCGUCGCCAUCACGCAAAACCAGCUGCAAGUCCGCGAAGGCACCAUCGCCUGGCGCUACGCCGCCGUCGACAACGAAAACGAAGACUUCAAACGGCCAAUCCUGCUGUUCAUCCACGCGGGGGUAACGGACCAAACGCUCUGGGAUGCCCAGGUGCAGUAUCUCGUCGACAAAGGAUGGAGUUGCUUGACGUUCGAUUUAUUGGGGUUUGGGAAAAGCCAUGCCAGUGAGGAGUACCUGCGCUCGAGACCCAGGGAACCGUUCAGCACGAUUGAGCAUUUGGAUUUACUGCGGGAGGAGGUUUUGCCCAAGGAGGCGAGUGUGAUUCCCGUCGGGUGCAGUAUCGGUGCGAGUCUUGCGCUGGGAUAUACUGUUGCGAGGCAGGGUGUUGUUGCUGGGUUGUGUGCGGUUUCUGGUGGCGUGGGGGGAUUCGAGUAUCCCAAUACUGACGCUGAGGACCGGAUAUUCAAACUUGCGGACGAUCUUAUUUCGGACGGCGAUGUGCAAGGCGCUGCCAAUUUGCAAGAACCUGGACGGAUGGCUGAGCCGCUCGCUGAGCAGAUGCUGAAGUGGAAUAUCGAGAUUGCAGCUCGCGAGUGCUCGAAGACUGGUAGCCUGGCUCUGGAUACAGUAGAGCCCGAGACUCCAGCAGGUCACUUAUUACACACCAUCGAAGUACCUGUUGCCGUGGCUUAUGGGGCCUAUGAUGAGACCUACACUGUAGCAGCGAUGAAGCAUCUUGGAGAGCAUGUUCGCAAUGCCCAAGUCAAGGAAUUCGAGACGGCACACAUGGUCAGCAUGGAAAUGCCUGACGAAUUCAACAAGUGGCUAGGGAAGUGGCUACAGGCGCAGUUCCUGGAUUGA
Messenger RNA from Saxophila tyrrhenica, 867 nucleotides. RefSeq lists its product as uncharacterized. The record is from RefSeq and is a predicted model, not a curated record. The transcript has 2 exons. Lineage: Eukaryota; Fungi; Ascomycota; Dothideomycetes; Mycosphaerellales; Extremaceae. The coding region runs from base 1 to 867 and encodes 288 amino acids.